UCGCUCCAGCCGUGGGGAAGUGGCGCGUUGGCGGAGAGAUGGAGGGAACAGCGGACGCUCUUGAGCAGGUUCCACAAGGCGAGGGGCAACCCACCUGUAAUGGGGGGCCGGAGACAGGCGGAGAGACGGAAUCUGGCGAGAAUAUUCAAGGAGAGCAGCGGUCCCUGAUGGUCUCCUGUGGCAACGGAGAUGCAAAAAGAGAGCAAAACCCAGGUCGUCGGUCUCCCUCCAGAACCGCAUCAGGCACAUGUGGCCUGUACGUUCUCCUCAGCAGCCUCGUCAUAGCUUUGACAAUAGCUCUGGCAGUGGUUGCAUCAAGGGCUCCUGUAACCUGCUCCGGGGUCUGGGUCAGCUUCCAGGGGAAAUGCUUCUAUUUCUCCGAGGCCGAAGGGAACUGGACCUACAGCCGGAGCAACUGCUCUGCCCUGGGGGCCUCCCUGGCUGCGAUCGACACCCCGCAGGAAAUGGCCUUCAUGCUGCGCUACGGAGGCCUCUCUGACCACUGGAUCGGCCUCCAGGGGGAGGAAGACCAGCCCCGGCGAUGGGUGAACGGCACCGAAUUCAACAACUGGUUUAAAAUCGGAGGGGGCGGGGAGUGCGUGUACCUGAAGGAAGGCAUCGCCAUCAGCUCCUCGCGGUGCUCAAUGGAGAGACGCUGGAUCUGCAGCGCGCCCCCCGGGGGGCCAAAGGCGUAGCCGGGCAGGGGGCUGGAGGUCCCGCCCCCGAAGAGACGGGAGAACGUCGACGCGGACGGGCCGGGCCAUUUCUCCAGCCAGUGGGCGCGAGAGCUAAACCAAAGAGCACCCGGGAGGGCCGAAGAGACCCAUGUGUGGGCGUAAACAUUCCCCAGUGGGCAAGGGAUCCUGUGACUGCCCAUUCGGUGUCCUUUCCUCUCCUCAGGCAGCAGGCUGGACCCGAGGCAGUGGGGGAUUCCUGUCCCCUG
Pelodiscus sinensis (Chinese soft-shelled turtle) is the source of this 943-nucleotide messenger RNA. Its product is annotated as C-type lectin domain family 2 member B-like. The record is from RefSeq and is a predicted model, not a curated record. Lineage: Eukaryota; Metazoa; Chordata; Testudines; Trionychidae.